AUGGCCAAGGAUCAGCAGAAGAGCACCAAGAAGUCGGCUCUCAACGAGGUCGUCACCCGUGAAUACACCAUUCACCUGCACAAGAAGGUCCACAACACCACCUUCAAGAGACGUGUUCCCACCGCCGUCAAGGUUGUCCGCGCCUUCGCUCAGAAGACCAUGGGCACCACUGAUGUCCGUCUUGACCCUUCGCUCAACAAGCACCUGUGGUCCCACGGUGUCAAGACUGUUCCCCACCGUCUCCGUGUUCGCCUUGCUCGCAAGCGUAACGAUGCCGAGGAUGCCAAGGAGAAGUUCUACACCUACGUCACCCCCGUCGUUGUCGCUUCUUUCAAGGGCCUCCAGAGCCAGAAGAUUGAUGAGUAA
Molecule: messenger RNA, 366 nt
Organism: Polychytrium aggregatum
Lineage: Eukaryota; Fungi; Chytridiomycota; Chytridiomycetes; Polychytriales
Product: ribosomal protein L31e-domain-containing protein
Exons: 3
Coding region: 1-366 (121 amino acids)
Biological process (GO): cytoplasmic translation
Cellular component (GO): cytosolic large ribosomal subunit; ribosome
Molecular function (GO): structural constituent of ribosome
Source: RefSeq, a predicted model, not a curated record